Molecule: messenger RNA, 828 nt
Organism: Vanessa atalanta (red admiral)
Lineage: Eukaryota; Metazoa; Arthropoda; Insecta; Lepidoptera; Nymphalidae
Exons: 1
Coding region: 1-828 (275 amino acids)
Source: RefSeq, a predicted model, not a curated record
AUGCAAACAACUGAAGAUCAGAACAAGGAUCCAGCUUUAUGGGAAAUUAACGACACUUUAAGGGAAAUUAUUGCAAGAUGCGGCUUCGAUCAAAACAAAUGUUCUGACUUCUCUAAAAGUGAAAGAGUAUAUGCUGAUCAACGUCGUUUCUUGCCAGUGAGUAUCUUCCAAAGAAAAAUGAAAAACAAUGAAGUAAAGGACCGAAAUUGGCUGGUUUACUCCGAAAGUAAGAGAUCCGUAUACUGCGGGCCGUGUUUAGCAUUUGGUCCAUUGGAGAAUAAAACUCAGUUCGAGAACGAAGGAUUUAAUGACUGGAAAAAUGCAGAACUUCGAGUAGCUCAGCAUGAAAACUCAGCGCGUCAUAAAUCCAGUAUUCUUAGUUUGAAAGCUAGAAGUGCGAUUGAUUCUCGAAUCGAUAAUUUACUUCAUUUGCAAAUUGAUGAAGAAAUCACUUAUUGGAGAAGCGUUUUGAAAAGGGUUGUUGCUGUAGUGAAGCGGCUGUGUUCAAGAGGUCUCGCUUUUAGAGGAAAAAGUGAAAAGUUCGGUGAUCCACACAACUGGAAUUAUUUUAUGAUCCUGGAACUGUUAGCUGAGUUCGAUCCUUUCUUAGCCAGUCAUAUUGAGCGGUUUGGGAAUCAAGGAUCCGGAAGUACCAGUUACUUGUCGAAAACAGUUUGCGAUGAGUUUAUACUCUUGAUGGGCCAUAAAGUAUUGAAGCAAAUUGGAGAUGAGAUAAGAAGGGCGAAAUACUUUUCCUUAAUUAUCGAUUCGACACCGGAUAUAGCGCAUGUGGACCAGCUCACCUUCGUGAUCCGAUAUGUUUCAUAA